AUGUCGACUCUUCCAGACGGGCUCAUCGCCUUCGGUCCAAACACAAAUUGCACGUUAGAUCUGUGUCCCCUCGAGGCAAGCAUCUUCCGCUAUCGCCCAUCCGUCCCAGCCAACUCCAUCUUUAUCGGCAUCUUCGGCCUCUGUCUGAUAGCACAUACAAUCCAAGGCGUCUUGACUAGAUCAUGGGGCUUCAUGGCUUGUAUGGUCGCCGGUUGUGUUUUGGAAAUUGCUGGUUAUGCCGGCCGUAUUGUCCUCUACGACAAUCCCUUUAGCUUCAAUGGAUUCCUUGCGCAGAUUAGCAAGUAUCUUCCUAUUCCUCUUAUCUGCAUUACCAUUGCGCCCGUUUUCUUUUGUUCCGCUAUUUACGUGCUCUUGUCCCAGGUCAUCUACCAUCUCGACCGAUCUAUAUCUCGAUUCGAUCCCCGCGUCUUCUACUGGAUGUUUGUUCCAUGUGAUAUAAUUUCCCUGAUUCUUCAAGCCGUUGGCGGCGCCUUCUCAGCCACUGGGACAACUAAAAAGGACGUAGAUACUGGAGUCGACAUUUCUCUGGCUGGUCUCAUUUUCCAGGUCAUCACCCUUGUGCUUUUCUGCUUUCUUUUUGCCGACUACUUGAUUCUGUGUCGAAAGUCAAACCUUGCACGCUCGGGUAUGACGAAAGCAAUGACGGUCUUCCUAACUUUCCUCUUUCUAUCCAUACUCUUGGUUCUCAUUCGAUGCACGUUCCGUAUUGUUGAACUGCAUGAAGGUUACUUCAGUCACUUUUUCCGCCAAGAAGGGGAGUUCAUUGGUCUUGAGUCAGCACCAUUCCUAGCACCCGACGAAAGACGCAUUUCAAGUCUCGCACAGGCUGUCGAACGUGUCGUUCCCAAGAAAGUCAAGUGUGAUGAAGAGCGUCCCUCUUGCCGCAAAUGUCUCAAGAGGAGCCUGCAAUGUGAUUAUCUCGAUGGAGACGUCAGAACGAAGCCGCAAACUGACAUCACCAAGAGCCUUCUUGACGUGGAACUAAUGCAUCACUUCACCAUCUCAACAGCCGUAACGCUUGCCCCUGACGCCAUCGUGCGUGAUCUAUGGAGAACCGAUAUUCCUCAAAUGGGAUUUGCCACGGACUAUGUUCUAGAUGGGAUCACCGCCCUUGCUGCUCUGCAUUUGGCGCGGUACGACUCCAAUCGACGAGAUGCGCUUCUUACUCAUGCAUCACUGUGUCAUACCAACUCCCUAUCAAAGGCAUUGCCUCUCAUCACGCAUGUCACGUCGCAAAACUGCAGCCAGCUGUUCAUAUUCGGCAUCUUAACGCUGUUUUUCAACCUGGCUAGGCCUAUAGAAAAGGAAGACUUCUUCCUUGUUGGGCGUGGUGUAGUGCCGGAGUGGCUCUAUCUCCUUCGCGGCAUUGAUACCGUUGUCCAAGGCCAGGAUGCUAUCAUGUUGUCAUCCGUCUCCUUAAUAUACAAAACAUCCUUGUCAGCUUUUGACUUUUGGCACGACCAUUCACCCGAAACCUUUGAUCCACUCAGUCAACUACAAUGCCAUAUUAAUGGAAUUCCCGACGCGGGAAACGAAGCGAAAAAGAAAGCCCUCAAUCAAGCGGCGUCGGCUCUCACUCGAAGCUAUACUUUCCUCUACGGCGAUCAGUUUCAGGCACAGGACAAGUUUAGAGGGUUUUAUAUGUGGCUGUUCGAGAUCAGCGAUGAGUUCCUCACAUUGCUGAGCAAUGCUGAUCAAGAAGCACUUUGUGUGCUUGCCUUCUAUACGACGAUUAUUAGAGAAUUGGAGAAGUAUUGGUGGGUUCAAGGUUGGGCGGCACAUCUAAUGAACAGAAUCUUUCUUUCACUGGAUGGAGAGCAUAGGUUAUGGAUCAGAUGGCCCAUUGAGGAAAUCGGUUGGGUUCCAGGUUGUACUUUUCGUUAA
Fusarium subglutinans is the source of this 1905-nucleotide messenger RNA. RefSeq names its product parasitic phase-specific PSP-1. The coding region runs from base 1 to 1905 and encodes 634 amino acids. NCBI's taxonomy places the organism in Eukaryota, Fungi, Ascomycota, Sordariomycetes, Hypocreales, Nectriaceae. The record is from RefSeq and is a predicted model, not a curated record. Gene Ontology annotation, biological process: regulation of DNA-templated transcription. The transcript has 5 exons. Gene Ontology annotation, molecular function: zinc ion binding; DNA-binding transcription factor activity, RNA polymerase II-specific. Gene Ontology annotation, cellular component: plasma membrane; fungal-type vacuole.